Molecule: messenger RNA, 216 nt
Organism: Rotaria sp. Silwood1
Lineage: Eukaryota; Metazoa; Rotifera; Eurotatoria; Philodinida; Philodinidae
Source: the annotation of a GenBank genome assembly
AUGAUUAACAUCGUAUCAAUCGAUAUUAUUGAUUGGUUAAUGUUCCAAAUAAAAUUAAUUUUUCUUUUUUGUUUAUUUAGAUCGACAUCGACAUCAACAUCAAUGGAUAUUACUGAUCAACAUCAACGUCUAUGGAUAUUACUGAUUUUAUUAACAUUAAAAUUACAACAACAAUUCUCUUGUGAUCGACAAACAUCCUGGCUUGUCCAAACAUAA